This is a messenger RNA of Caenorhabditis elegans, 4494 nucleotides long. RefSeq names its product GPI ethanolamine phosphate transferase 1 (gene pign-1). Gene Ontology annotation, biological process: GPI anchor biosynthetic process. The coding region runs from base 1621 to 4341 and encodes 906 amino acids. The transcript is spliced from 13 exons. Gene Ontology annotation, cellular component: endoplasmic reticulum membrane; membrane. Lineage: Eukaryota; Metazoa; Nematoda; Chromadorea; Rhabditida; Rhabditidae. The record is from RefSeq and is marked reviewed. Gene Ontology annotation, molecular function: mannose-ethanolamine phosphotransferase activity; transferase activity.
AAAAAUUUUUUUUUUGGCUCAAAAAAGUUAAAAAAAAAUGUUUUUUUUGUUUAUUUUUACAUUUUUUACAUUUUUAUUUUAAAAGUUGAUUUAUUGUAGUUAAUUUUUGAAGUUGCUAUUGGUUUUCGGUUCUUAAACGUUUUUUUAGUUUAAGAAAAUAUUUUAAAAAAGAUUUUUGAAAGCUCUUUUUUCAAAUUUUUUUCUAUUUCUUUGGUUUUUUUUUGAUUUUUAAAAUAUUAUUUGAAAAGAAUUUCCAAAGGUUGUUUUUCAAAAUUACAAAAAAAAAUUUUUUUUGGUUUUUUUAAAAAAUUUUUUGUCGGUUUCUGCGUUUUUUUUGUUAAAAAAAUUUAAAAACCGUUAACCGUUAAAAAAAAAUAUUUUAAAAAUUUUUUGGAAAAGUUUUCUUUUGAUUUUUUUUUGUUCAAUUUUCUGUUUUCUGUGGUUUUUUUUGUUUAAAAAAAUUUAAAAACUGUUCAAGCAGUAUUUUUGGAGAUUUUUUUUUUCAAUUUUUCCGGUUUCUGUGGGUUUUUUGGUUAAGAAAGUGAAAAAUAUUUUUGGAAGUAUUUUUGGAAGCAAUUUUCAUACAAAAAUCAUUGGUUCCAGCUGAAAAUGACAUUUUAAAAAUUGAUUUUUCGAGCAAAUUUUUGAUUUUUCCUAUAUUUUUUCCUGUAUUUUCUGAAUUUAUCGAUUUUCCAUGAACCUUCUAUAUUCUCAUCAUCAUCCAGAACUCCAAAAUCGUCUUCAUCAGGCCCUCGGUGAUCCACAAUUUCCUGAAAAACUAGAAAAUAAAAAAAAAAGUUUAAAUUUAUUUUUUUGAAACUAACAUCAUAUUGGCUACCCUCCGGCGGUAAUAAUAUCAUUUGUGCGGUGCCUUGCUGCAUCUGAAAAUUUAAAAAAAAUCGAUUUUAUUCGGAAAUCAAUUCAAAUUCUGCAAAUUUUCGAACCAUCGGCUGUAGAACUGUCAUCUGUGUGCUCGAAUCUUGUUGCGAAGUUUCAUCGAUUUCAAUUGCAAUCGAAUCGGCAACCAUUUUCCGGAAACGCUUCUCAUCCUCCAGGUUUCGCUUGAAUUCUACGAUCUGAAAGCAAAAAAAAAAUUAAAUUUCGUGGAAAACUCCAGUUUUAAGUUAUUUUUAAACUUACAGCCACAUCCGAAUGAUUCUGAGCGAAAUGAUCCAUUAAACUAAUCGCACUGAGUGCCGGAAAAUCACAAUAUGCACAUUUAAACGGAAAAGCUUGCAAAUGCCGGCUCCAAAUGUGACUUUCCAAGUGCUCCAUAGUUUCUAAAAAAGAAAAAAUUGUGUAAAAAUCGAUAUUUCUGGCACUUACGCUCUUCGACAGUGCAUUCACAGCAUCGGAAUACGAUUGGAUAUCCUAUCAUUUGAUUAUUCAAGCGAAAAAUUCGAGAAAAAUUGAUUUUUUAAAUAGUAAACGUUAGUAUUAAUCAGCGAGAAUUAAAUAAAAAUAUAAAUGGCCUAGAAUCCGACACCUCGUCCCCUCGUCCCCGGGCCGGCGCAGAGCAAUCGAGCAACAACGUGUACUUUACACUUGCUCUUUCCCCACUUUAAACAUUUGAGAAGAAGAAGAAAUAAUUUAUAUUAAUACGGGGAUAAAUAUCCCCUAAUGUCGUGGAAGUUUCUAAUCGCCAGCAUCACUGUGCACCUCGUCCUUAUUUAUUCAAUUUUCGAUGUCUACUACACAAGCCCCCUGGUUCAUGGGAUUCCUCCACAAUUUAUAAAUAGUCAGGAGGCUCCUGCAAAACGGAUUUUUAUAAUUUCAGCAGACGGCUUACGAUAUGACACAUUUAAUAAAUAUCCCGACAAAUCUCCAUAUUUACAUUCAAUUAUGAAUGAGAGAAAGGGAAUCUAUGGACUAUCCCGUUCUCAUAUCCCAACGGAAUCCCGGCCGGGCCACGUGGCAAUAUUCGCUGGAAUUACUGAAGAUAUAAGUGCAGUUGCAAAAGGAUGGAAAAAGAAUCCAGUUCAAUUCGAUAGUGUAUUCAAUAGAUCGUCGUAUAGUUGGAUGUGGGGAAGUCCGGAUAUUGUGAACCUUUUCGAUGAUCUUCCCAACGCUGAAUCAUUCUCAUAUUCUGCAGACGAGGAGGAUUUCGCGUCGAAAGAUGCUUCUAAUUUGGAUAAAUGGGUUUUUGAGCAUUUUGAGAACUUCCUGGAAACUGCGAAAACCGAUGAAGCAUUGAACGAUAAAAUGCGGGAACAGAAAAGCAUAUUUUUCUUGCAUUUACUCGGAAUCGACACGAAUGGGCAUGGGAAUAAGCCAAUGUCGAGGCAAUAUAUUGAUAAUAUCAAAGUAGUCGACUCGGGAAUCGAGAAAGUUCAACACCUCGUCGACGCGUUCUUCGGAGAUCACAAGACCGCGUGGCUUUUCACUUCAGAUCACGGAAUGACUGAUUGGGGAUCGCAUGGAGCUGGAAGUGAUGAUGAAGUGCUCACUCCAUUUGUUGCAUGGGGUGCCGGAGUAAAGCAGGGUGGUCCAAAACUUGAUCUUAAUCAAAUCGAUUUGGCUCCACUGAUUUCGGCGUUAAUUGGAUGUCCGAUUCCUGUGAAUUCAAUGGGUAUUCUUCCAGUUCAAAUGAUGAAUUCAAAGGGCUCUAGUUAUGAGUUUAAGGCGAUUGAAGCAAAUUUCAAACAGCUCAAAGAACAAAUAAUCUUUCUAAAAAACGCGAAAUCCCGUCGUUUAUGGUUUCGUCAAUUCGAAAAAUUCGGCGAUAAAGCUAUGGAAUCUCUUCGUACAACAUUGGCUCAACUUGGAAGAGAUCGAAGAUUUUCAGUUGCCACGUCAUUAUUUGCAGAUAAUGCUCAUUUAAUGAAAGAAGCUAUCGUUUUUUAUCAUCGAUAUGAUCGUCAGAUGCUUGGAGCAGCGGUUAGCUGCAGUUUUGUUGCGUGGAUUGCUCUAGUUGUCUCGUUUCUUCAUAACUCAACAUCAAAAGAAAAUCUGUCACUUCUCGUGCCUCAUCACCUAUUCAUCAUUCCCCUCGCCUGCUCCCUGCUCUUCACAGCCUAUUGCUCAUUGAGCAUGACACAAACCAUUUAUAUAAUCCUCCCAAUCUAUCUGAUCUCAAUACUGGAAAAUCAUUCAAAAUUGACACAACGAAUCAGGGAACACGUAAAAGCUUUGAGUGCACAACCGGAUUGGCUCAACAAAGUUCUAUCGGUGGAGGUUUUUGUGAAGCCGUUUUUGGGAUUUGUAGGGUUUUCAAUUACAAUAUGCAUAUUUGUUCUAACAUUUAUGGAUCGAGCAUUUCUUGCGGCAGUUUUCGUUUUGCUGAUGGCUUUACCGCAGUUUUAUUCGCACCCGAUUGUUUCAUAUUGGUCCAAAACCUGGCUAACCUUGUGCCUCGUUCUCUGCAUCUUUCCAUUCCUUCCGGCAGUCGGUGUCUCUACUCACAUCCCACUUUGCAUAUUAUCUCCAAUUAUCACUGCAUUCCUAUGCCACCGACUGUCUCGUCGUUCCUGCUUGACAAGGAUCCAACGGAUGCUUGAACUGAUGAUCUACGUGCAAUCAGCCACAGCUUUUAUGAUUGCUGUAGUGAAUUAUGGAUUUGAAAAGCCACCGUCAAUUGCUCGAUGGAUCUCCUGGACCUCAAUCCCACUUUCUGUGAUUGCUCCGUCGUUGCUCACGGGUCCAUAUCUUGUGGAUCGUCUAAUUGCAUACGCCUUAUGCUUUUAUGUCCCAUACUCCCUGCUUUCAAUAUCUUACGAAUCCCUCUUCAUGCUCAUCUUCCUCGUUCUCCUAACUCUAUUCGUUCGCUUCGAAUUCGGACAUCUCUCUGACGUUGAGCUCUUGCAGCUGAAAGUUGAUUCAACGAAAAUUUCAACCGGAGAAUACGUGGAGCUUCGCCGAACGGUCGUCUGCGUCUCCUUCGUCCUGUGCCCUCUCUUCGGCACCGGAAACUUUGCAUCAAUCAAUUCAUUCAAUCCAUCCACUUUGAAUCUGUUCAUUUCGGUGUUCAGCCCAUUUACAAUGGCUAUUCUGUUGAUCUUAAAACUUCUUAUUCCGAUUCUUCUCGUCACAUCGGCUUUUGCUUCCAUAGUUCGAUUUGAUCAAGAAUCCAUUCAAAGACUCUGUUGUUUUUCGUUGAUAUUCACUGAUUUUAUGUCGAUGUGUUUCUUCCACCAACUUCGAGAUGAGGGUAGCUGGUUGGAUAUUGGUAUGAGCAUUUCUCAAUUCAUCGUUUCAAUGUGCAUUUCUCUUGCUCUUCUGCUACUUCUCUCGAUUUCCAGUCAUCUUAUGGCAUUUGAAUUCCGAAAAUUUCCUGGAAAAAGAAAUCACCAGGAAAUCGAAUCGAUCUCUUCCCGGAAGUUAUCCGACGACGAAUCUGCUUAAAUAAUUUUUUUCAGAUUUUUAAUUGUUAUUUUUCAAUUCGUGAUGCCAUUUUCAAUCGUGUGAUAGAUACUAUUCCGUGGUGCUUUAAUUUAUCUUUCAAAAACUUUUUCGAAUAUCAGAAAGAAUUAAAAUAAAUAUCAUCAUAAAGCUUAA